Phalaenopsis equestris is the source of this 2100-nucleotide messenger RNA. RefSeq names its product BURP domain-containing protein 12-like. The coding region runs from base 89 to 1960 and encodes 623 amino acids. NCBI's taxonomy places the organism in Eukaryota, Viridiplantae, Streptophyta, Magnoliopsida, Asparagales, Orchidaceae. The transcript has a single exon. The record is from RefSeq and is a predicted model, not a curated record.
GAGAAAAUAUUAAAGAUAAGGAGGCCACCGAUGCAUAAAGUUUCUGUUCUGUUCUUUAAUGAGUGUGAGGAAAGUCUAGCUUUGGUCAAUGGACUGCGAUAGAAUGCUCUUCUUCAUCUUGCUCUCGCUCUCAACGGCGACCGCAGCAGACUCGCAAACGCCGGCGAACUCAUUAAACCCAUUCACCGAAAAGGCUGCACUACUUCGUUACUGGAAACGAAAAAUUCCCAACUCUUCUCCCCACCCUGCACCGUUCCUCGUCUCCAAGCUCACGCCCCUUUCCAUCUCCGAUGCAGCCAAGUUCUCCGCCCUCGCCGCCUCCGACCCGUUCAAACUAUCCACCAUCCUCCCUAGAUUCUGCUCCGCCGCCGCUCUCCUCUGCACUGCCGAACUAAACCCAUCCCUCGCCUCCCAUCCCCGCGACUCUGCCUUCUCCGGCUACGACAACAGCAACUUCAGCAACUACGGCACUGAUGCCGGCGGUGGCGCCUCUUCCUUCAAAAAUUACUUCGGUAACGAAACUCCUUUAAGCACAUUCCGCCGAUAUGGUCACGGAUCCGGCGGCCACGACGAUUCCUUCACCAUCUACGGCCCUAGAGGCAACAUUGUCGGCGCUAAUUUCACCUCAUACGGAACCAAAUCGGCAGGAGGAAUCGAUAAAUUCAACUCAUACAGCAAUUCCUCGAACAUUCCUGUCCUAGGGUUUACCAACUACGCCACCGAUGGCACCGGCCGGGUCGAAGGAUUCUUACAUUACGCCGACGACGACAACGUCGGCCAGCAGACAUUCUCCAGCUACGGAAAGCGGGGCAGCGGCGUAACAUCUGGCUUCUCCUCUUACGCCCACAAAUAUUCCAACAUAAUUGAGAGCGGUUUCGCACAUUACGGCGAGAAUGGUGAUGGGAACAGAGACACCUUCACAUCCUAUUCUGAACAUGCCAACAUUCCCGACAAUCAUUUCCAAUCCUAUGGGUCCGGCAGCACCGCCGGAAUCGAAACAUUCACCACCUACCGUCACGAAUCCAACAUCGGCGACGAUUCCUUUGCUUCCUAUGAUAAAGACGGCGACCACGGCAGCGUAGAAUUUACAAAUUACGGUAACGAAAGCUCCGGCUCCGAUGCCUUCAAGGGAUACGGCGAGGGUUCCACGAAUGGUCAAAUCACCUUCAAAUCCUACUUCGAGGAUGACACAACAUUCAAGUCCUACGCGAAAACAGGGAUCGAUUUCAAAUCAUACCACAAUUCCUCCUCCGCCCAAAUCAAUGCCGAGUCGAGACGUCCGGAGAUGAAACAGUGGGUUGAGGCUGGCAAGUUCUUCCGGGAACGAAGCCUUAAAAAGGGGACGGUGAUGCCAAUGCCGGACAUUAACGAUCGGACGCCGCCGCGAUCGUUCCUUCCGCGGUCGAUCGCAGGGAAGAUCCCAUUGUCCGCUACCGCCGUAUCGAAGAUCUUUAAGUUUUCUCCGGACAGCUCCAUGGCGAAGGCGGUGGCUUCAACGGUGGCUGACUGCGAGAGAUCACCUAGCCGCGGGGAGACAAAACGGUGCGCCACCUCGGCGGAGGACAUGAUCGACUUCGCCGUCUCUGUCCUCGGCAGCGACGUCGAGGUGAGAUCAACCUCGAACACGAAGGGCUCUCAGGGAAAUAUCCUCAUCGGCGAGGUGAAGGCGGUCAAUGGAGGAAAUGUAACGGAAUCAGUUAGCUGUCACCAGAGCUUGUUUCCCUACCUGGUUUACUACUGCCACUCCGUCCCGCGGGUGAGGGUUUAUGAGGCCGAAAUCCUGGCCGUCGAUAGCAAGAAGAAGAUCAAUGAUGGUGUGGCCAUAUGCCACGUUGACACGUCGGACUGGGCCCCAGGGCAUGGGGCUUUCGUGGCACUGGGACCCGGGCCAGGAAAAAUCGAGGUGUGCCAUUGGAUCUUUGAGGGGGACAUGACAUGGACGGUCCAUGAUCUUGCUUGACCCUAGCUAGCCUUGUGAAUCUAAGCCUAUGGUGUGACGUGUGCUUUGAUUAUUGUGAGGUUAAUUAAAUAAAUGGGAUUUUGGGCCCAAAGUUUCAAUCUUAUAAUUGAAUCUACACCAGCUUUGGACGUGACCGAAUA